GCUCCCGCCCUGCCCUCGGAAACGGCUGGCAGCCGGGAGCGCCCGCCCACACUGCCUCCGUGCUCGGCCCUCCGCCCGCGCUACUGCCGCGCGUUCCCGCCACAAACUCAGGCCCCAAGGCCUUGAGUGGCGUGUGCUGUCACCCCACCACCGAAGCCCAGGUCUGCUCUGGCAGUUCCCUGGAGUCUGGUAUGGUGAGCAGGUAGGGGACGCCGGGCGUGCAGGACGGCAGGCAGUGUGGAAUAUGCCUCCACCAGCCAGCGCUUCUGUCAUUGGAGGCCCCGCCCACCCUGCCCAUGGCCUGCACCGGCCCUUCGCUCUCCAGUGCCUUUGACAUUCUGAGCACAGCAGGCCAGAACAAGCUCCUGCAUCUUAAGCACAAGCUGAAGAUCCUGCACCCAUGCUGGCGGGGAGCGGACCUCCUGCACGCCAUGGUGCUUCUGACGCUGGGCCAGGAGACCGAGGCCAGGAUCUCCCUGGAGGCCCUGAAGGCAGAUGCGGCAGCCCGGCUCGUGGCCUCCCAGUGGGCCAGCAUGGGCAGCGGCGCUGAGGCCACAGAAGAGCCCCCAGACGUGUCCUGGGCUGUCGCCCGGGUGUACCACCUGCUCGCCGAGGAGAAGCUGUGCCCGGCCUCUAUGCGGGAUGCGGCCUACCGGGCAGCCCUCCAGGCUUUCAGCUCCAGGGAUGACCCCCAGCUCAGGGAGCUCCAGGAGGAGGCCCGGGAACGGUGCGGGUGGGACAUCGUCAGGGACCCUGGGGGCUUCCAUCCCCUGCACUCUGCUCUGGGCUGCCUCCCGCCAUCCUCGGCAGCCCCCUCCGCGACCCGCAGCCUCCCUCGGCCCAUCGAGGACCCCGUGGACUGGAGCAGAGGAUGCUCCCUGAGAUCCACCAGCACCCCAGCCUCCCUGGCCAGCAACUUGGAAAUUAGCCAGUCGCCCACUGUGGCCCUCCUCAGCCAGCCCCGCAGCCCCCAUGGGCCCAGCAAGCUGUGUGCUGAGCCCCCGGCGCACCAGCCUGUCCCCACAGGCUGCCAGGAGCCUGAGGAGAUGAGUUGGCCUAUGUCGGGAGAGAUGGCCGACAUCCUGGUGCCAUCAAAUAGCCCAGACCCCGGGCUUCCAGAGAUGGCCUCAGAUGCAAGCCCCGCUGGCCCGUCCAACCCCUCUGAAGCUCCAGACACCAGUGCCCACUACCCGGUGGAAUGCACGGAAGUGUCACCCACCCCCAAAUCUCUCCCCUCGCCCUCCAGAAACACCUGCCCCAUCAAGGACCAGAUGCCACUACAAACUCCCAGAGAAGAUACCCCUUCUUCGACAGCCCAGCCAUGCCCCCCAAGUCCCCUGGCCCCGAAGACAUCCCCUCCCUGUCCUUCUCUGUCGACUCCUUGUUCCGCUCACCUGGCCUCCUUGAACCUGCGUCCCCCUUCCACAGAGGCAGAGUCAUCAGAGCAGAAAUUCUACAACUUUGUGGUCUUGCACGCCAAGGCAGACGAGCACAUUGCCCUGCGUGUCCGGGACAAGCUCGAGGCCCUGGGUGUGUCCGACGGGGCCACCCUCUGCGAGGAUUUCCAGGUGCCUGGGCGCAGCAAGCUGAGCUGCCUGCAGGACGCCAUAGAGCACUCGGCCUUCACCCUCCUGCUGCUCACUGCCAACUUUGACUGCUGUCUGAGCCUGCACCAGGUGAACCAUUCGCUGAUGAACAGCCUCACACGGCCAGGGUGGCAAGACUGCGUGGUCCCUUUCCUGCCCCUAGAGAGCUCCCUGGCCCAGCUCAGCCCUGACACGUCCAGGCUGCUCACCAGCGUGGUGUGGCUGGACGAGCGCUCUGAGAUCUUUGCCAGGAAGGUAGCCAACACCUUCAAGCCCCAUAAGCUGCGAGCUUGCAAGGCCAACUGGAGGAGGGAACAGGAUGCUCGCGCCCUGCGGGAGCAACGCCAACAUCUAGAGGGUGAGCGGCAACAGGCGGCUGCAUUAAAUGCCGCCUACUCAACCUAUCUCCAGACCUACUUGUCCUGGAACUCACAGAUGGAGCAGCUCCAGGCAGCUUUUGGAAACAGCAUGGCACUUGGGACUCAGUUGCCCUCUGGGGCUCAGGGGCCCCUGGGAGCCCGGCCACCCUUUCCUGGAGCCCAGCCACCCUUUCCUACCUGGCCCAGCCACCAGCCACCAAUCCUGCCUCCAUGGCUGACUGGCACCCCCAGCCCGGCCUUCCCACAGCCCCCACUGCCCCCACAGCCCCCACAGCCCCCACCCUUCCCACAAGCCUCACCUGUGUCCCCUCAGAGCCCAGGGCUGCAGCCCCUCAUCAUCCACCACGCGCAGAUGGUGCAGCUGGGGCUCAACAACCACAUGUGGAACCAAAGAGGGACCCAGCCACCUGAGGACAAGACACAGGAAGCGGAGUGACCUAGUGACAAAGCUUAUGACCUUGACCAUCAGAUGCCCUUGGGCUGUACCUUGGAGACUUCCCAUCUCCAGGGGUGCAGUGGAAGAUGGUGUCACCUGCUAUUUUCAGGACAUUGCUAGGGACACCUUCAUGUCUCAGGAAAUUGUGCAAAACGGAUCCCAAUGUCUCCGGCACUUAGGAAGGCCAGGGUUAGAUGUGGUGUUCACAAACUUUAUGGUGGUGGUGGGGAAUGGGCUAGGGGGUAUCAGUACGGUGUUUUAAUUAUAAUAAAUAUUUAUUGAAUGCUUGUCUAGCACCGUUCUCCUCUGGGAAACUGCUGGGAGAUUUGUUAAGAUAAAAAAACAUGCCUACUGUACCCGAAAAAGGGAAACUGAAGAGAAACUCACUUCUCUGCAGGGCACACAUCGGAAGUCUCCCAUAUCUGCUCCUUUCAUAGGCCAGAACGGGGGGGCUCCUCUGGCUGCAAAGGCAACUGGGAAAUGCAGUCUUCUGAGGGACGUGUGCAUUGCUGAAAGUAGUUCUAAUGCUGGAAGUGGGUAUUUAGCAGUUUCUGCCGCAGCUCUUUUGGGGAGUUGGGGGCGUGGGGCCUGCCUUCAUGUGUUCGCCGAGGCUGGGCUCAGAUCCCACUGUGUGAUUUUCGGCAGGCAUCUUCACCUCUUUGAGUCUCUGCUUUCUCAGAGUAGAUUUAUGAAUUCAGUGUUUCAAGGUCAUCAGUAAAUCAUCCCAUAACACCGAAACACCAGUGUCAGGGUAAGAACUUAUUAACUUUGCAUGCCUGGCAGGAGGGGAUUCAUCUUCUCUUGAGAAGACGAGUAGAAUUGAUUUUUGAGCACUCACCAUUAACAGUUCUGGAGGAUUUAAAUGUCUAAAUAUAUUUGAAUCUCCCCAAAUGACCCCUGAGGUAGAAGCUUCUGUGGUCAGGACAUGUAUAGAGGGGGAAACCGUCGACCCAAAGAGGUGAAUCCUGGUCCCAAAAGUCAUGGGUUGGAACUGGGAAGGUUACAAUGGAAGAAGCCAAACUGCCCAGGGAGGAGAUGGUGGGGGGCCCAGAAGGCCCUCCCCACCCAACCAUCUGAUUUGAACAUUCCCUCGUGUCCCCUUCCUGCGGUGCCUGCCGCCCCCAAAGAGCAGGCCUGGUGUGAGUCACCCGGACUGUCAUCUGCACUUGCUUUCAGUGGCUGACUCAUAUUUUUGUCAGGGCUCUGCUCCUGGCCUCCCAGCCACGAUGAAGUGAAACCCUGGGGAGGAAAUCCCGAGAUUAGAUUCUAGGGUGGGGUGCCAUCGGAGGGGUUUUGGAGAUACCCUGUCGUAACUGGACAGUGGCAGUGAAUAUUUGCUUAUUCACUGACUGAGCGCCUGCCAGGAUUUCCCCAGGCAGCAUGGUUUGCAGGGGUAGACAUGAUUGUCCCUUGCUCUCUUUUCAGCUGAAGGUGGAGGAAGGGGGAACAGUGAAUGAGUCAUCAAAUAAGGAAGCCAAGAUAACAGGGCCAAGCUGCGGGAGUAUCUCAGGAGAGAGCCCUUUGGCCCAGGGGCCAGAGAGGGCCUCUCUGAAGAGGUGGUGUUGGAGCCAAGAUCCAGAGGAAGAGAGGGCGCUGGCCACGGAAAGAACUGGGUGGGAUAGAGUGGAGAUGAUCUGGGCGGAGGAAACAGCUGGUGCAAAGGUCUUGGGGUAAGGCCAUGUUUGGCCGUUUCAGAGGAACAACUAGGAGGCCCAUGUGAUUACAGGACAGAAGGAGGGAGGAGGUGAGGGCUGGGAGAGGCAGGUUGUGCAGGGCCUUCUGGACCACAUGGAGGGCUUGAGUUCCCUGCUCCACUCUCCACCUGCUAAGAGAGUUGCGAGUCCUGG
Messenger RNA from Artibeus jamaicensis (Jamaican fruit-eating bat), 4249 nucleotides. It is a transcript of the gene TICAM1, whose product is annotated as TIR domain containing adaptor molecule 1. Gene Ontology annotation, biological process: positive regulation of canonical NF-kappaB signal transduction; response to exogenous dsRNA; positive regulation of myeloid dendritic cell cytokine production. The record is from RefSeq and is a predicted model, not a curated record. Lineage: Eukaryota; Metazoa; Chordata; Mammalia; Chiroptera; Phyllostomidae. Bases 297 to 2402 code for a protein of 701 amino acids. The transcript has 2 exons. Gene Ontology annotation, molecular function: protein kinase binding.